CACCUUCGUGUUAGAAGAACACAACUACUUUUCCCUUUUUGUCAUAGAUAUUGGUCUCUCUUGCAUUUUUGAUCCGCUAUGUCUAUUCCCGGUGAAGCCUUUUGGGACAAACCCAUCUUCGAAAAUGACGAGAGUGACGAGAGUGACGAGGAAGCGAAAGCCGACGUCCCUCGCGAAGCUCCCCUCGAAAGCGAUCUGUAUGACAUCCUCGGCGUCGAGCACGAUGCAACCCCGGACCAGAUUAAGACUGCCUACAAGAAAAAGGCGCUGAAGCACCAUCCCGACAAGGCCCCCCCGAACCUGAAGGAAGAGGCAAACACCAAGUUCCAGCAGAUUGCUUUCGCCUACGCUGUCCUCUCCGAUGAAGGUCGACGAGAGAAAUUUGACCGGACUGGCAGCACGGCUAAAGCGGUCUAUGAGGAUGAUGAUUUUGACUGGUUGGACUUCUACCGGGAACAGUUCUCCGCUGCGAUCGAUGAGAAUGCGCUCGAUCAAAUCAAGAAAGACUACCAGCGAUCUGAGGAAGAGGCGAAGGAUGUGUUGGCAGCCUAUGAGACCCACCGGGGAGAUUUGGACAAAGUCUACGAGUCGGUGAUGCUGUGUAAUGUGAUCGAUGACGAUGAACGGUUCCGCGCCAUUAUCGACACGGCGAUUGCGGAGGGAAAAACCAAGGAGUACAAGAAAUACAAGGGCGCGAGCACAGGGGACAUGAGUGACCUGGCAGCGCUGAUCAGACAGCGGCAGGCCACCCGUAUCGAUGCCUUCUUCGGAAAGAUGGAUGAGAAGUAUGACCUGGACCCGGAUACGGGGAAACCCAGGAGCAGGAAGCGGCCAGCCAAAGAACCUACAGACAAGGAGUUCAACGCUGCUGCUGCGCGCUUGGGACAUAACAAGAGGAAGAAGUCCAAGGCGUAGUGGGUGUGACUUGGUGCCGGACAGCAACCGGGUCUUUGGGUGGAUUCAUUUUUGCGCCAUUUUUCUUUGGGGGUUGGGCGUUCUGGUUAUGUAGGGACAAGUCCUUUCGCAGGAUGGUACAUUGAGUGAAUUGGCAAAUCGGCAUGGGGGGAGCACUUCUUUUCUUGUUUUCUUGUAUUUGUUAUGAUUUGUCAUUGUUUUCCAACCAUUUGCUAUUGUGAAUCAACCCAUAGGUAAUAGAACAGACAUGAUACCUUCUUUGACCGC
Aspergillus sclerotioniger CBS 115572 is the source of this 1182-nucleotide messenger RNA. Its product is annotated as DnaJ domain protein. The transcript is spliced from 3 exons. Gene Ontology annotation, molecular function: heat shock protein binding. The coding region runs from base 79 to 915 and encodes 278 amino acids. The record is from RefSeq and is a predicted model, not a curated record. Gene Ontology annotation, cellular component: nucleus; cytoplasm. Lineage: Eukaryota; Fungi; Ascomycota; Eurotiomycetes; Eurotiales; Aspergillaceae.